Molecule: messenger RNA, 2134 nt
Organism: Lingula anatina
Lineage: Eukaryota; Metazoa; Brachiopoda; Lingulata; Lingulida; Lingulidae
Product: BTB/POZ domain-containing protein 10
Biological process (GO): positive regulation of phosphorylation
Cellular component (GO): cytoplasm
Molecular function (GO): protein binding
Source: RefSeq, a predicted model, not a curated record
UGCCUCAAUAGUUCAGUACAAGACAGUUGUGAAGACGGGAACAGUUUACCAUUGACAUUUUUGUGAGCUGUCAUCUGAAUAUAUCCCCAUAGGAAACUGCUCUCCAUUUUUGUUUGGUCGUUUGGCCACCUGUGACAGUCUGAUGGCCUACAGAAAUGUAGGUAAUCGGGAAUAUGACACGAUUAGCAGUGAUACGGAAGAUUCAGAACCAGAUGAAAGGCGAAGGAAACCCUGUAUGAAAAGACCUAGUGGUGGCGCUAAACCAAAGACCAAAGCAAAGCCAAUACUUGUCAACAAGGAGCGGCCAGGAACAACAACAACCAGUGGUGGGAGUGCAGUGAACAGUGAUAGUGAUGAACCUGCCUUGCACUCCCUCAAGAUAGCACCUGUCUCACAGAGGAAUAAAACACGCGGAGGACGUAGCAGCCAGAACAGUAUGGCAGAGGCUGGCCGUCUAUCUUCCAGUGGAAAUGUCACAAGUGUCUCAAAAGAGAGGAUUACCUUGGUGGUGGAUGAUACAAGAUUUGUUGCUGAUGUUGAUUCUAUUAGAGCUCAUCCCAACACUAUGCUUGGAAGGAUGUUCACUUCUACUGUAGAAAACAAUUUUACAAGGCCGAAUGAAAGGGGAGAGUUUGAAGUUGCAGAAGGAAUAUCUGCAAAUUGUUUUAGAGCAGUUUUAGAAUAUUAUCGUAAUGGCACUAUUCGUUGCCCACCAAGUGUUUCCAUUCAGGAGUUGCGAGAAGCUUGUGAUUAUCUCCUCAUUCCCUUUGACGCAAACACGAUCAAAUGUCAGAAUUUGAGAGGACUGUUGCAUGAACUUUCCAAUGAUGGUGCUAGAGAACAGUUUAGCUAUUUACUUGAGGAUCUGAUCCUCCCCCAGCUGGUGGAGUGUGCUCAGCGUGGGGACAGGGAGGCACACAUUGUGGUGCUCUGUGAGGAGGAUGUGGUGGACUGGGAUGAGGAGUAUCCUCCACCCAUAGGAGAGGAACAUUCACAGAUUAUCCAUAGUACCCAACUGUACAGAUUCUUUAAGUAUAUUGAAAACAGAGAUGUUGCCAAACAGGUUUUAAAAGAAAGAGGACUGAAGAAGAUAAAGUUAGGCAUAGAAGGAUACCCAACUCAUAAAGAAAAGGUGAAAAGGAGACCAGGUGGCCGAUCAGAAGUAAUUUAUAACUAUGUGCAGAGGCCAUUUAUUCACAUGUCAUGGGAAAAAGAAGAAGCAAAGAGUCGCCAUGUUGACUUCCAGUGUGUGAAAACUAGCAAAUCAAUUACAAACUUAGCUGCAGCAGCAGCAGACACUCCCAAUGAUCAGGCUGUAGUAGAUCAGAUAGAUCAAGGACUUGUUUUGAACAGAGUGGAAGCUUUAGAUGGGAACCUUCAUGUUCUUGCACAUGAUCCUCCUGUCAUACCAGCUGAACCCUUCCAGGAUAUAGAACCAGAAAAUGACACAUAGACAGGGUUGUCACCUCCCUUCCACAUCAAAUUUUUUAAAAAAUUGAAAAGUAAUAUGACAAUGAAAAACACAAUUUUGUACACUAUUGUGAGCUUUGGGCUAUUCUGAUGCACCCAUUUUUUGCUUUACCACCUGAUGAUCUUUGGAUAUAACAUGUUGGAGAAAUGUACAUGGUAGCACUGCAGUAUUCGUUUACAACAUUGUAAAGUUUGAAAAAAAGUAAGCAUAUAAAUCACUUACUGAAUCAGUAAUCUUAGUUUUGGUUGAAUAAUGAGAUGUUACCUUUCAAAAGAGGUAAAUCACUGGUGGUUAUCGCAUGAUAUCUUUGAUAUAGUUUCAGAAUUAAAUCCUCUGCCUACAGCAAAAGAUACAAAAAUCUCAUUAAAAAAAAACAUAUCAAUAUCAGCAUGAGAAUUCCGGCUUCAAUUUUAACAAACUUUGCCAUCUUUUUAGUAUUUGGGGAAAAGUCAUUUGAAAGAUGUCUUCAACAAGACACUAAAAGUGGAUGUAUGGAUAUUCAGUUUAUUAUCUUAUACAAUUUAAUUUAUCAUGGUCAGCUAACAAAUGAGAAUGUUUUCACUGUUUUAAGAUUUACUAACAUGAAAAAAAAAAUCUUGGUAAACGUCUUUAGUGCCAGUAUCAGUGCUGUAUAAAUGCACAAAUAAAUACUCAUCAACAUGG